Molecule: messenger RNA, 2963 nt
Organism: Aspergillus ibericus CBS 121593
Lineage: Eukaryota; Fungi; Ascomycota; Eurotiomycetes; Eurotiales; Aspergillaceae
Product: mannosyltransferase complex subunit MNN9
Exons: 8
Coding region: 315-2573 (752 amino acids)
Biological process (GO): cell wall mannoprotein biosynthetic process; protein N-linked glycosylation
Cellular component (GO): mannan polymerase complex
Molecular function (GO): alpha-1,6-mannosyltransferase activity
Source: RefSeq, a predicted model, not a curated record
CUGAAGCCUGCCUGUUCCUCCCCCAUCUUUCGCCCUUCUCCGCUAGAAGUCUUCUCUGCCGACUACAUAUAACCCUUGACCAAUUCCCUUGAUUCCAUUGGUAUUUCAGUGUCGGGUCAUUCAGCAAUUCAUGGCCACCUCGCGCGCUCGUUAACUCCGCCCGUUGCUCCAUCCGAUAGCGGACCCCGACAUCUCCCCCACGAGUUUUCAUCCCUCGGUCCGACACCCACCUUUCAAUUCGCCUGUUGAGACGGUCUGAGACAGGGACUCCCUAUCCAGGCGAUUGCGACACACAGACGACAGCCCUGUCGACCAUGUCGUCGACGUCUGCACCGCUCCCGACCUCCACGACCUCCGCUAUAUCAAAGCAACGAUCCGCCGGGACCAUGACCAAGCCCGAUACAGCGAACAGCGGUUCGCCGACGGCCAAGACCUCCAAGAAGCAUGAUUACAAGGGAUUUGUGGCGGGGGUGUUUUCGGGAAUAGCGAAACUAAGUGUUGGCCAUCCGUUUGAUACAGUCAAAGUGCGUUUACAGACGAGUCAUGAGGGCCAUUUCCGGGGUCCUUUGGAUUGUGUGCUACAGACGGUUCGCAAGGAGGGUAUAGCGGGAUUUUAUAAAGGAGCUACGCCACCGCUGGUCGGUUGGAUGGUUAUGGAUUCUGUUAUGCUCGGUUCCUUGACACUGUAUCGGCGAUUGUUGCUCGAAAAUGUGUUUUCGAAACCGGAUAUUCGUGCCAGGAUUCCGUUUACGAGCCAUCAGCCGGAUAUUAGCACUCUACCCAGCGUUGGCCACGGUAUUGCGGGUAUCAUGGCUGGAACGACAGUUAGUUUCAUUGCGGCACCGGUGGAACAUGUCAAGGCACGGCUUCAGAUUCAAUAUUCGGCGGAUAAAUCUAAGCGUCUAUACAGCGGGCCGAUAGAUUGCAUUAGCAAGAUCCUUCGCACGCAUGGCAUUGCCGGAUUAUAUCGCGGACUGUGCGCAACGAUGGUCUUCCGCUCGUUCUUCUUCUUCUGGUGGGGAUCCUACGAUGUCCUGACCCGGUUGAUGAAGGAAAAGACUAGCUUGUCGGCCCCGGCAAUCAACUUCUGGGCUGGUGGCAUUUCGGCGCAGAUUUUCUGGAUAACGUCGUAUCCGUCCGACGUGGUGAAGCAGCGCCUGAUGACGGACCCGAUGGGAGGGGCGCUGGGCGAUGGGCAGCGUAGGUUCCAGUGGUGGAAGGACGCGGCGGUGGCAGUCUAUCGGGAGCGAGGGUGGAGGGGGUACUGGCGAGGGUUCGUGCCAUGCUUUUUACGAGCAUUCCCGGCGAAUGCCAUGGCUUUGGUUGCAUUUGAGGACCAGCCCGUCAUCUCCGGCCGUCCUCCUCUUCCUACUCUUCUCCUCCGCCAUCACCCCUCGCCCGGACCCUGCGUGCACUGUCAAACGGCUACGAUGGCCGUCGCACGCUCCAUGCGUCGCACAAGUCCCAUCACAGUCUUCCUGGCUGCGCUGCUCGCCUUCGGCUUCCUUUGCUUCCUCCUCUCUCCUUCCUCCGCCCCCGCCGCCGCUCCUAUCACAGAUGCCUCCUCCCAGUUACGACGAGAAGAUGCCGCCGAACACCCCCUGUCACCUCCAACGAAACCCUUCUUGAAAUCCCAAGCCGUCCGCGGCGAUGGCCAGAAGGCUCCUCCGCCCGUCACACACUACAACUUAAACGAACUCACCAGCACCAGCGAGUCCGCCGAGAAAGGGGAACGUAUCCUUAUUUUGACCCCAUUGGCCCGCUUCUACCAGGAAUUCUGGGACAAUGUGGUCAAACUCAGCUACCCACACGAGUUAAUCUCCAUCGGGUUCAUCGUUCCCAACACCAAGGACGGCAAUGCCGCAGUCACCGCGCUGGAACAGGCCAUCAGCGAGACCCAGUCCGGUCCGAUCGACAGCCGCUUCGCCAGCAUCAGCAUCCUCCGCCAGGACUUCGACCCGCCCAUCCAGUCCCAAGAUGAGAAGGAGCGCCAUAAAAUGUCCAACCAGAAGGCUCGUCGCGAAUCGAUGAGUCGCGCCCGCAAUAGCCUCCUCUUCACCACCCUCGGUCCUAGCACCUCCUGGGUCCUCUGGCUCGAUUCCGACAUCAUUGAGACCCCGGAGACUCUCAUCCAGGACCUGACCGCCCACGACAAACCCGUGAUUGUCCCCAAUUGCUACCAGCGGUACUAUAACAAGGAUUCCAAGAGAAUGGACGUCCGCCCCUACGACUACAACUCCUGGAUCGACAGCGCCACCGCCCAACAACUCGCCGACACCAUGGACGCAGACGAAAUCCUCCUCGAGGGAUACGCCGAGCUGCCCACCUACCGCACCCUCAUGGCCUACAUGGCCAACACCAAAGCGCCCCGUCCGAGCCGCGAAAUUGAGCUCGACGGUGUCGGUGGAACCGCCCUGAUGGUCAAAGCCGAUGUGCAUCGCGACGGUGCCAUGUUCCCCGCAUUUCCAUUCUACCACCUAGUCGAAACAGAAGGUUUCGCGAAGAUGGCCAAACGGUUAGGAUAUACCAUCUAUGGCCUACCGGAUUACUUUGUAUACCACUAUAACGAGUGACGGGUCCACGAGACAGAUAUGCACGAGGACAACAACCAAAGAAAAACUUAGAAAACGGAAACAAAAGGCUAGGCUAGGUUAUCUAUAAUUAGACCAAUUUCUGUUGGCGACACCGCCGUACUUCUUAUCUUACCUAUUGGCUUGUUUCAUACUAUUUUAUGCCUACGCGCUGGGCGCUAUAUUGGUGUUCUGGCUGUGUAGGUUUGAUUUCUUUCUUAGAGGAUGAUCGUAUUCUAUAGGACUGGGGUCCGGUGUUGAUGUACCCUAGACGGAUGCAGGCAGUUAACUAGUCUUAUUGGGCUAAAUAUAGGCAGCGGUCAGGGAAAGUGGGAGAUUGAUGCCGUAUAGUAGUAAGAUGUUAUUAGAUAUUUUAUUACUCUGUGAUGAGAU